Molecule: messenger RNA, 1462 nt
Organism: Cavia porcellus (domestic guinea pig)
Lineage: Eukaryota; Metazoa; Chordata; Mammalia; Rodentia; Caviidae
Gene: Cd1b3
Product: CD1b3 molecule
Exons: 5
Coding region: 79-996 (305 amino acids)
Biological process (GO): immune response; antigen processing and presentation, endogenous lipid antigen via MHC class Ib; positive regulation of T cell mediated cytotoxicity
Cellular component (GO): external side of plasma membrane
Molecular function (GO): lipopeptide binding; exogenous lipid antigen binding; endogenous lipid antigen binding
Source: RefSeq, a predicted model, not a curated record
UAGAGAGUACCAAGAAAGAGUUGCUGAACUCAGAGAUUAAAAGCAAGCUGUGGAAUUAGAAGUUCUUUCUUCAGUGAAAUGCUGCUGCUGGAACUGGUAUUUUUUGCAGUUCUCUUCCCAGUUGGUGACACUCAGGAUGCCUUCCAAGAACCAAUCUCUUUCCAUAUCACUCAAAUCACAUCUUUUGUCAACAGUUCUUGGGUGAAAUAUCAACUCUCAGGCUGGUUGGGAGAUUUGCAGAUUCAUGGCAUGGACAGUGAUUCAGGCACUGCCAUAUUCCUGAAGCCCUGGUCUAAGGGCAACUUCAGCAAUGAAGAAAUGUCUGAAGUGGUGGAGCUAUUUCGGGUCUAUAUCGUUGCAUUCAUUCGAGAAACAAAAGCCCACGUGAAUGCCUUGCAGAUGGAAUACCCUUUUGAGAUCCAGGGCAUUGCAGGCUGUGAGCUGCAUUCUGGAGGUGCCAUUGUAAGCUUUUUGCAAGGAGCCUUUGGAGGACUGGACUUUGUGAGUUUCAAGAAUUCUUCUUGUGUUCCUGCCCCAGAAGGUGGCAGCAGGGCACAGACAGUGUGCAAACUACUUGCUCCAUAUCAUGAUAUCUUCUACACUGUGGAGAAGCUGCUGUAUGAAACCUGUCCUCAAUAUCUCUUGGGUGUCCUUCAAGCAGGAAAGGCAGAUCUACACAGGCAAGUAAAACCCAAGGCAUGGCUGUCCAGUGGUUCCACUCAUGAGCCUGGCCAUCUGCAGCUGGUGUGUCAUGUCUCUGGAUUCUACCCAAAGCCUGUGUGGGUGAUGUGGAUGCGGGGUGAGCAGGAGCUGCCUGAAACUCAGAGAGGGGACAUCCUGCCCAAUGCUGAUGACACAUGGUAUCUCCGAGUGACCCUGGAUGUGGUGACUGAGGAAGCCACUGGUCUGUCUUGCCGAGUGAAACACAGCAGUCUAGGAGGACAGGACAUUGUCCUCUAUUGGGGCGAUGUGAAGGCAUCUUCUGAGACCUCAUGAUGUCAUGUUUAGUGAUUGGAUUUCACAAUGAGAAGCCCAGAAAGUUAGUUGUUAACACAGCAAUCAAUCUUGUUAUAUUUCAUAAAAUAACUACUACUUUUAAUUAACAGUUUUCCUGUAGAUUUUAAGAUAAACUACAAUAUAUAUCAGUAUAAAAUGAAGAACUUAUUUUGAAAUGGUAUCAAGAGUUCCACCCAAAUGUCAUAAUUUAUCAGAUAUAUUCCCUGCAGUCCUUAAAUGACAAGGUGUUUAUCUUUUUUAUUUUGUUGAUUUUUAUUUAUUUUCAAGUGGCAAAUUGAAAUUACAGUACCAUAUGUUAUUUAUCUUGUUGAGAAUGCAUGUAGGUGGACUCAGUAGGUGAAUAUUUUCUUUAGGGCUAUGGAUUUGUGUUCUUUUAUUUUUUGCCAUGAUCUCGUCAAGUAUUGAUGUUAAGGAAAUUUUGCCUAAUAAAAUAUGUUGAAAAAUG